AUGGCCGCUUCCUCUUCUGCACCCUCUAACAGUAAUGGUGAAUGGAAGUAUGAUGUAUUCCUCAGCUUUAGAGGUGAAGACACUCGCAAUAAUUUUACGAGCCAUCUUUAUGCCGCUUUGUCUCGGAGAAAAAUCGAAACCUUCAUAGAUUAUGAGCUUAGGAGAGGAGAUGAAAUCUCUCCUGCACUCUUAAAAGCAAUCGAAGAGUCUAGCCUUUCGAUAGUAAUUCUCUCCGAAAACUAUGCUUCUUCUUCUUGGUGUUUGGAUGAACUUGAGAAGAUAAUUGAAUGCAAGAACAAAAAGGGACAGAUCAUUGUACCAGUUUUUUAUCAUGUUAUUCCUUCUGAUGUAAGGAAACAAACUGGGAGCUAUGCAAAAGCAUUUGCUAAACAUGAAAAACAAUUGAAGAAAACAAAAGAGAAGGUGAAAAGUUGGAGGGCAACUUUGACACAGGUGGCCAAUCUAUCCGGUUGGCAUAUACAGCAGCAUGAUGGAUCAGAAUCAGAACUUGUGGAAAACAUUGUUAAAGAUGUUUUGAAGAAGCUGAAACAUAUGUCCUCAAGCGAUUUUGAUAGCUUGAUUGGAAUUGAAUCACGCUUAGAAAGAGUUGAAUCACUAUUAUGUUUUGGUAUGUUAAAUGUUCGUUUUGUUGGAAUUUGGGGUAUGGGUGGUAUAGGUAAAACAACCAUUGCACGAGCUUUGUUUGAUCGUAUCGCCAGUCAAUUUGAAGGCUGCUGCUUUCUUGCAAAUGUAAGAGAAGAAUCAGCUAAAUAUGGAUUGAAUCGUUUACAAGAAGAAGUUCUUUUCAAAAUACUAGAGGAUGGAGAUCCAACUACAAGUGCUCCUAGUUUAGGACUCACUUUUACAAAGAACAGACUUCGCCGCAAAAAGGUUCUUAUUGUUCUAGAUGAUGUAGACAAUUCACAGCAGUUAAAAUUUUUAGCUGGAGAUCAUAGUUGGUUUGGUCAUGGAAGUAGAAUCAUUAUAACAUCAAGAGAUCAACAAGUGCUCAAGACAUGUGUUGAUGAAAUGUAUAAGCUUGAGGAAUUAAAUUAUCACGAGUCUCUUCAACUCUUCAGUUUAAAUGCCUUUAAGCAAAACCAUCCUACUGAAAAUUAUAUGGAGCUGUCAAGUCGGGUGAUAUAUUAUGCUCAAGGCAUUCCAUUGGCUCUUAAAGUUUUGGGUUGCUUUCUAUUUGGAAGGAGUAAGCGAGAUUGGGAAAGUGCAUUAAAUAAACUUGAAAAGUAUCCGAACAUGGACAUCCAAAAUGUAUUGAGAAUAAGUUAUGAUGGACUUGAUGACGAAGAGAAAGAAAUAUUUCUUGAUAUUGCAUGUUUCUUCAAAGGGGAGGAUAAAGAUCGUUUAACAACUAUAUUAGAUGGUUGUGGCUUUUGCACAGAAAUUGGAAUAAGUGUUCUCAUCGACAAGUGUCUCAUAACUAUUGUGAGCAAUCUGUUACUAAUGCAUGAUCUCAUACAAGAGAUGGGUUGGGAUAUUGUUCGCCAAGAAUCCAGAAAAGAGCCUGGCAAACGCAGCAGGUUGUGGGAUCCUCAGGAUAUAUUUAACUUAUUCAAGAAAAAUACAGGGACUCAAUCGGUUGAAGGCAUAUUCCUUGACUUGUCAAAAGUAAGUGAGCUACACUUAAAUUCCGAUGCCUUCACGAGGCUGCAUAAACUUAGGCUUCUUAAAGUAUAUAGCUCCUACUAUGGCAAAGGCGAAAUAGAAGAUGAUAAGGUGCACCUUUGUCAAGACCUUGAAUUUCUUUCUGAUGAGCUGAGAUAUCUCCAUUGGCAUAGAUACCCUUUAAGAUCCUUGCCAUGUAAGUUUAACCCAGGGAACCUUGUUGAGCUUGACAUGCAUCACAGCAAUGUUGAAUAUCUUUGGAAGGAAAAACAGCAUCUUGUAAAUUUAAGACGGAUUGAUCUCAGUUACUCUCAGCACUUAACGGAGAUCCCUGACCUCACAUUGGCUCCGAACCUUGAGGUUAUUACUCUAGAUGGUUGUUCCCAUCUCACCAAGUUUCCUGGGAUUUCAUGGAACAUAAAGAAGCUGGAUUUAGGCCAUACUGCAAUUGAAGAGGUUCCCUCAGCCAUUGAGUGUCUUAAUAACCUUGACUCUCUAUCACUAAUCAACUGCAACAGGCUAAAGAAUCUUCCAAGGAGUAUUCAGAAUUUGACGUCUCUUAUGAAACUUGAUCUCCAUGGUUGUUCAAGCAUCACUGAGUUCCCAGAGGUUUCAGGAGAUAUAAAGUAUUUGUAUUUGAAUGAGACUGCAAUUCAAGAAUUACCAUCUUCAGUUGAGUGUCUUACUAAGCUAAAUACAUUGAGUCUUGGAAAUUGCACAAGCCUAGAAAGUGUUCCAAGUGGCAUUUUUAAGCUGAAAUGUAUUGAACAUUGCGAGCGACUUCAAUCUAUACUAGAGUUUCCAUCUCCAUCGCAUCUGACAGAUUUCCAGGCACAUGACUGCUUAUCACUCAAAACUAUACCAAAUUCAAUGAAUUUAGCCUUUACAGCAGACUGGAAUUCCCAGCAGAGUUUCACAUUUUCCAAUUGCUUCAAUCUGACUGAAGAUGCUCAAAGAAAUAUUCUUGCUGAUGCAGAACUUCGAAUACAGGUUAUGGCAACUAAUGCACGGGAGACUGCAUCAAUGGAAGAUUAUUUGGAGUGGUAUUGGCUAGGAGCUUCAGUCAGUAUUUGUUUCCCUGGAAAUGAAAUUCCAGGGUGGUUCAGCCAUCAAAAUGUGGGAUCUUCAGUAACAAUGGAACUCCCUCAACAUUGGUCUAGCAGUAAGUUCUUAGGCUUUGCUCUGUGUGUUGUAGUUACAUUCGACAACUACCAUGAUUACAUGAAUUUCAAUGUCGAAUGCAAAUGCAAAUUUGAAACCAAUGAUGGUGACAAGCAUAACAUUGAUUGUGGUCUGAAUGGCUUAAAAGCUCAAUACAAAUCCAGAUCUCUUUCGUCUGAUCAUGUAUUCCUGUUUUUCCAUGAGCGAUUGUAUGCUAUGCUGGUUCAAAGAGAUGAUCAGGACCAUUUCUUCAGUAUGUACCAAUCCUGCCAUAAGGUUUUGUUUGAAUUCUUACCAGUAGAUGACAACCAGUUGCCCCUACUGAAUUGCAAGGUGAAGAAGUGUGGGGUCUGCAUACUGAACUUGAAAGAGGAGGAUGCAGAAAUUUUUGACAGCUCCAACGUAGAUGAACAUGUUGAAAGUGGAAGUGAUAGUAACUCCAAUCAUGAGGUACAAGAGGAUCCAAACUCCCAAACAUUGAAAGAAAAGGAAACCAAUUUAGAGGCUAAUGCCUUCUGGUUGGCUCAAGGCAGAGCCAAGCUAUUAUGUAUGAACUUCUUGGUUGGAGUGGCUGUGGUUUUAUUUCUGCGGUAUUUCCUGGCGUUGUAA
This is a messenger RNA of Pistacia vera, 3393 nucleotides long. Its product is annotated as disease resistance-like protein DSC1. The record is from RefSeq and is a predicted model, not a curated record. Bases 1 to 3393 code for a protein of 1130 amino acids. Gene Ontology annotation, biological process: signal transduction; defense response. The transcript has 6 exons. Gene Ontology annotation, molecular function: ADP binding. Lineage: Eukaryota; Viridiplantae; Streptophyta; Magnoliopsida; Sapindales; Anacardiaceae.